UGCGACAGUGGACGUAAUAAAUUUUCCGCAAUAAAUAAAUUUGUGCCAAAUAUGAAAAAAACUUGACCUUAUUUCACUAAGACAAUCACAAACUCAUUAAUUUCUUUCAAAUUUGUUAUUACUUGUUAGACAAAAGAUUGCUUUGUACCAAAGAGAAAGAAAUGAAUUUUAAUGACGUUUAUACGGAAGAGGUCCUUUUUGGAAGCGAAUAUUGACUUAAUCUAGCAUACGCUUUUAAUAUUCAGUGAAGUUCAUAACUACAUGCGGUUUCUAAGAGGAAAUUGCCUCGUGUUUACACAAGGAGACGGAAAAUUCUAAUAAGAAAACAAUUCGAAGUCAGCUUGCUCGACCUACGAACAUUUGAGCAAAAUGGAGAAAUUUAUCCAUGACAACGUUUUUCUUCGCCUCGUGCGAGAGCAUUAGUUUACAGUUACCCAAACACGACAAUUUGGCGACAUUGUUCGAAGGCAAAGCGAAAUGAAAGGAUGAAACAAACGUAAGCGUCUGUACGGGUUUACAAUGAGUACAAUUGCCCGUAGUCACCCUUCCAAGGAAGAUGCUUCGUCGGUUGAAAUGAAGAAGAAGACGAAAGAGAUGAAAAUACGAUUGGCGAAGAUGUUUGAUCUGUUCGAUAAAGUGAUCGAAUUCAAUCACAACCCGACGAGUGAGUCGGCGAAGAGGAAACUCGAUUUGGAAAUUGAGAAGCUGAAAUCCCUUCAACAACAACUUGAGAGGGAGCCUCAAAAGAUCGACCUUUUCGAAGAAAAUUUGAAAGAUGUCCAAGAAUACGAUAAAUUCUACAUCCAGUAUGUCAAUCAUGUUUCUCAAGAUUUGGAAAAUUUGAAAAACAGUAUAAUUCAGUAUAUACAGGAGAAAACUAAAGCUGAACAACUGCUCGCAAAGGAAAACAUGAAACUGAAACUUGACUUACAACGCGAGCAAGCUGAAUCGAUGCAUCAGCAACAAAAGCACGAAUACGCUGUGGCAGAGAAGAACACAGUCUUGGCGACUUGUAGAAAGCUGGAGGAGCAACUGGAAGAAAGAGGAAAACAAAUUCAACAGCUUCAACGCGAGGGAACUGUGAGUCUGUGGCAGCGAGAAAAGGCGAAGCUGAUAAAAGACGUCCAGUCAAAUGAGGAGAGGCUUGCAAAGGAACUCAAAGAAACUAAAGAUCAAUUAGAUGAUACAAAAUCAAGACUAAAUCAGAGAAUUAUGGAGCUUAUGGAUCAAGUGAAAUAUCUUAAAAUGGAGAAAGAUGUCAAGAAUGGGACAGUGAGGACGCAUGGAGCAGUUCCCCAUGUUUCCUCAAGUGAAAUGGAGAAAAUCAAGCAGCAAUUAUUCCUUAAGGACAGAUUAUUGGUUGUGGCAGAAGGCGAAAUCCAAAAACAGCAAAAAUAUUAUGUAGGAUUUAUAAGUGGAUUGAGUCGAGAUUUCAGGAUUAUGCUGGAAAGACAACAUCUGACAAUCAAAGAAUACAACAAAGAUCAAAAAGCGUACGCUUCAAUGUUGAAUAAAAUGUACGUGGCAGCGAAAGAAGGAACUUUGACGGAGUUUAGAGCGACGUUACCUUCUCACUAUCUUGGAAUAAAUGAGGAUCUUUCUGGCCAUCCAUUGGGUAAAAAGCUUUCAACGCCUUUCCAGGAUUUGGAAUUGCAUUUACAAGAAGUUGAGAACAGUGAAUUCAGAGUUGAUAUCAACCAUCCAUUACUUACGGGUUGGAGAGAGGGCAGGUCAGCAAGUGCCAGAGAGAAUGCCAGAAAGUUUUCCAAAAAAUCAUCUAAAGUUACCGGCGUUCAUCCGAGGCUUGUCGACACGAAGCUUGGAAAACCGCUUCUAAAUGAGGCUAAAGAACACUUCCCUGAGUGGUCUGACCAAGAGAUUCAGAUGAUGUUCGAGCAGUUUAAGAGAUUCGACACAAACGAAGAUUUCAACCUUGAUACGCAAGAGUUAUUACGAGCAAUCCCUGAUACGUUAGGUAGAAUGGCAACCACUGAAGAAAUAAAGGAAGCGAUGUUAGAGGUAGAUAUAGAUGACUCUGGAACGGUGGAUUUUUUCGAGUUUCUCUGCGUAGCAAGACUAAUUUCGCAAGGGAAAGGAGAAGCAAGGCUAUUCAAGAAAAAGACUCUCACAGCAUUACAGAAACCGAACGGGAAGUCGACCAUCUGUUCAGUUCAGUAGCCUUCACCACGCCCCACACACUUCAGAACUAUUUUCAAUGAACAUUAUAACUAAGAGUGUCAGUUUGUUUCUCAAAAAGAAAAAAGGACAAAUAUGUCAAGACUCGAACCUGAUAUAACAGUACAGUGCAAAUAAAAUCCCAAAAGAUACGCUGUAAUGUGGAUUUUAAGAUAGUCCUCGUAAUUCAAAGUCGAACCAAUUGUACUUAACUCCCACUUUCACAGAAAACUUUAGAGAACCAUCUCUGAACACAUCUUUUUAAGUCAUUCAAUAGCUGAUAAUUGCAUAUUUGUCAUGAAUGUACAAAUGAAUCAUGUAAACAUUCAAAUGCGUUAUUUAAAGUCGUUCUUGUCAAAGAAAUCCUAUGGUUAAUUGUACAUAGUUUUAAGUUAAUCUCUUUAUUACAUCCAUUUUGAAAUCUUUAGUGAUUCCUGCAAUCUGAUUGGCUCUCAUUGGUGCAAUUAAAUCACGAAUAGCACCAUUUUUUUGCUCUAAAUCGCAUCUUUUCCUGGCCAGUGACAAAGCUCUACUGAAAAACAACCACCAAUCAGAUUUUAAGGCUUAUUUAAAGUAACAAAUCAAAUUUCAGGAAAAUGAAAGACAAUUUCUUUUUCAACUUUUUUGUAAACCAGAUCAAUACUGGAUCAAUAAAAUAUUUUUAAAGACUACAAAAAUCCUGUAUGUGAGCAACUGAAAUUUGCGAUCUUUAAAUUGGAUGUGGUAAAAAGAUAAUUGGGCUUUGUGUUGUGCAAUUUUGGUCUUUUUGAUAUUUGUGAUUUCAAAUCAAACUUGUGCUGUCUGCUCAUUCAAUUCUGAAAUCACUUGUAUAAUUUUCACACCAAAUUACACUCCACUCAGUUCAAUUACAAUUAUAAAUCCAGCUGGUGUUUAAAUAAAAGACAGAAACAAGAAG
Molecule: messenger RNA, 3091 nt
Organism: Stylophora pistillata
Lineage: Eukaryota; Metazoa; Cnidaria; Anthozoa; Scleractinia; Pocilloporidae
Molecular function (GO): calcium ion binding
Source: RefSeq, a predicted model, not a curated record